This is a messenger RNA of Galendromus occidentalis (western predatory mite), 1461 nucleotides long. Its product is annotated as dachshund homolog 1-like. Gene Ontology annotation, biological process: regulation of transcription by RNA polymerase II. NCBI's taxonomy places the organism in Eukaryota, Metazoa, Arthropoda, Arachnida, Mesostigmata, Phytoseiidae. The record is from RefSeq and is a predicted model, not a curated record. Gene Ontology annotation, molecular function: DNA-binding transcription factor activity, RNA polymerase II-specific; RNA polymerase II cis-regulatory region sequence-specific DNA binding. The coding region runs from base 1 to 1461 and encodes 486 amino acids. The transcript is spliced from 6 exons. Gene Ontology annotation, cellular component: nucleus; transcription regulator complex.
AUGGACGAUUCAGCCUCGAAUUCACCGCCGCCCACGAUGCUGCCCAGCGUGUACCGAGACCAUCCCAUACGGAGGUCGGUUUCACCGGAAGGAUCGUCGAAAGGCCGUUCCACUCCGAAUAGCCCUGUGUCUUCCUCUUCGGCCGUGAUACCGUUGGGGAGUCACCUUCCUCUGAAUCACCACCAUCUGCAGAAUCACAGUAAUAACAGCAGUGCGAACGCGUCGAACGCGCGACAUUAUCUCGGAGUACCGGCUUUCAUGCUGAACGGUCAACUGGCGGGCAGAUACAAUUCGAUGUUGGCGGCUCAGCAAUCGAGGUUCUCCGACCAGACGUCGAGUGCAACGACGGCUCGCGCAAGCUCGCCGGCGGGGAUCGCCGCGGACGCGUCGGCGGCCGAUUGCCGACUCAUUGAUUACCGCGGUGCGAAAGUGGCGGCGUUUUGUAUCAACGGCGAGUAUUUGCUCUGCCUCCCGCAGGCUUUCGAUCUCUUCCUCAAGCAUCUAGUCGGCGGCUUACACACAGUCUACACCAAGCUGAAGAGACUGGACAUCACGCCGAUCGUGUGCAACGUCGAACAGGUCCGGGUUCUUCGAGGAUUGGGUGCCAUUCAGCCGGGCGUUAAUCGAUGCAAACUCCUCUCAUGCAAAGACUUCGACGCACUAUACAAAGACUGUACCACCGCAAGUGGGAACCGUCUCCAAGCACCGAACGCUAAUCAGGGACUCAACAGAAGUUCAAGCCCCAAUCAGUUGAUGAACGGACAUGCCGUGAAAAAGAGCCGUGAUGAUCUCCCGACGAGCAACGAAGUCACCAAUGGUCAUGGUGACAAUGCGAAGGUUUCCAUGAUGAGUUCGCAGCAGCAACAAGCGAUCGCCGCCGCCCAACAUCUGCAGUUUCUUUCUCAGCUUCAUCCUCAGCUUCAAAACCAACUACACAGCCAAAUGCCUUCAGGAAUUCACCAGCAACAAGCAAUUCUCAACGCAGUGGCCAUGGCAGCGAACCAGGGUCUAUCAGCGGCUCGCUCGACAAGCUCCGCCAAUAAUUGUAACGCAACUACGACCAAGUCGGGCGAACAGUUGCAGACAGAGGAGUCGCCAGCUCCGAGCAGAAGCUCCUCGGAGCCUCCGGCGCUGAAUUUGAGUAAUCAGAGGGCGAUGAGUACUCACAGCGAAAGUUCGGAUGAAGUUGCUAGAGAAUCUCCGAUGAAGGACGACCCUCUAGAUGAGCGAAACAACUCGACCGCGUCUGUCGAAUUGCUGCUCAGGAACAUACAAGCACUCUUGCGGGUUGCGGCCGAAACCGCGCGGGACUUCGAGCGGAAAUCGGUGCUCGAAAAGACUCAGCUAAAGAUGGAGAUCGAGAAGGAAAGAGAAGGCCGAUUGAGUCUCGAAAGACAAUUGGGAGAAGCGAUAAGAUUAAGAGAUUCACGUAUCCGAGGACCCAUGUGGAACGGAAUGUGA